This is a messenger RNA of Haemonchus placei, 1131 nucleotides long. Lineage: Eukaryota; Metazoa; Nematoda; Chromadorea; Rhabditida; Trichostrongylidae. The record is from the annotation of a GenBank genome assembly.
AUGGAUUUAGUUGAUAUGGGGAAGACAUUGUUUCAGGGACCUUCGAAAGCAGCUCAUUGUCCGAAAGCUGUCACCCUGCGAGUUGAUCCCAAUGGUCACAUACUUUACUGGAUACCACGGAUAAACGAUGCAUCGAACUACAUCUUCAUCCAAGACAUUGUGGACGUCCGGAUCGGAAGACAAGCUGCUCAUGCUUAUGAAUCUAUGAAGAAGAACGACAGUAGCACAAUGACUGUGGUGAGCAACGUGGACUUCGUUCAUCCUGUCCUCACUACCUUUGUGUACUCGAAAGAUGAUCCGAAAAGUGUGAAGACCUGGGCAGAUUUUCUUCUUCCAUUUUCGAUGAACGUUCGAAGGCAGCAUUUUGGUGUUCUCUAUCACAUAAAGAAGUCACUUGCACCCUUUUUUUACGCCUCCGAAACGAAGGAACUCUCGUUGAACUGUUUAAAAAGAGCUGUGAUGGCGAGCUCAAAAGAUUCGUCAAUUGGAGACGCGGAAACACUGUACCAACCAACCUCCUCAGAGGGCAAUGUGCCGCUGAGUGAAAAAAUUGCCGAUAAAGAUUUGGUUGAACUCCUGCUGACGAACGGAGGCGAAGGACGUGGAGUGAGGAGAGUCUUCGAAGAACUCUGCGAGAAUGGAGACAAGAACAUUACGCGCAAAGGCUUUCUUCGCUUCUUGCAAGUUCUCCAACGCGAUCCAAGGCUGAACGAGGCCAGACAUCCCAAAAUCAGCGAAAGAGGAAUGGACAAUCUUUUGAAAUCACUCGGUUACCCUAAAUGUUUGCAAGUGAAAGGAGCGCAGCUGUUCCCAUCUUCCAGCCACAGGGAGGCUCUCGCCGAUGUUGAAAUAUACAGACAGGUUCUUCUAUCAGGUUGCAGGUGCAUUGAAUUGGACUGUUGGGACGGCUCAGACGGACCGGUGAUCACUCAUGGACCGGCAGCUGUUAUGCGUAUGAAUGAAAUCCCACUAAAGGUAAGCAUGUAUUGUGAAGAAGGUAUCUAUGAGCACGAUCUCCUACAAAGCAACCUGAAUUUGGUUGUGGCAAGUUUUUCUGCCCCAAUAUAUCGCGCCAAAGCCCUCUUCCUACUCGGAUCUCAGCUCCGUGGUUCCUUUCACUUUCCUGUGUAG